CUCUAAUAGUAGGCUUUUAUUUUAGUUUUCAUUGAACUAGCGAAUAAAUUUCGUUCAGUUUUUACAAAACUGAGUGUAGCUUGUAGGAUUUUACCAUGUCUAAGAUAUCUGAUAUUAUUUUCAAUGAUCAUCGAGAAUUAGAGAAACAAUACAAUAAUAUCAAGGCUUCCAAAGAUGCUGACACUGCAAUUCGUUGGAGAAAUAAAUUUGUCUGGGAGUUAGCCCGUCAUUCGAUAGGAGAGGAGAUAGUCGUUUAUCCAAAAUUCGCUAAAUACCUUGGCCAACCUGGAGAAGAAAUGGCUAAUAAAGAUAGAAAUGAACAUCAAGUAAUAAAGGAAUACCUGUACAAGUUUCAGUCAAUGAAACCGAAUAAGGAAGAAUUUAUCCCGACAAUUGAUGCUCUUAUGGCUAAUCUUCGGAAACAUAUUCAAGAAGAAGAAUCACACGACUAUCCACUAUUAGAAAGUAAACUGAACGCUGAGGAAUCGAAUCAUUUAGCAAAAGUUUUUGAGAGAACGAAGAAGUUUAUUCCAACUCAUAGUCAUCCAUCAGCUCCAAGCAAGCCUCCCUUUGAGACAAUUGCUGGACUCUUUGCAACUCCGGUUGAUAAGUUGAGAGAUAUGGUGAGUAGAUGGCCUUGAUGCGAUCUUGUGUAUAAUUUUAUGAUGACC
This is a messenger RNA of Schizosaccharomyces octosporus yFS286, 671 nucleotides long. Its product is annotated as cation binding protein. The transcript has a single exon. The record is from RefSeq and is a predicted model, not a curated record. Lineage: Eukaryota; Fungi; Ascomycota; Schizosaccharomycetes; Schizosaccharomycetales; Schizosaccharomycetaceae. The coding region runs from base 96 to 641 and encodes 181 amino acids.